UAUGUGAUAUCGGCGCUAAGCUGAACGGCAUCGUCUUCAUCAUCACAGCACAAAUGAAGUAUGGCUGCACACGACAAAUAUAUCCUGACGAUUUAACCACAGCCAUGGUUAAAACGUUUCCACGCCGACGGGACACUUUUAAACCAUGAGAAUUCAUUGCAAAAUCGUGACGAUCGCGAUAUGUUUCGGAGUUUUCCUACUUUUGUACUUUUUCGGGGGGAAUACUGCGGACGAGCCGCCGUUGAAAGAAGUUGCCAAAGAAAAACAUUUCCUAUCCUCGCGUGAUAUCGAGGACAUUGCACGGAUAAAAGAAGCGAAAGAAACCAACAAAGAGCCACAAAUACCGCCGAAACUAAUCCGCAAACCUGACCGCAAAGAGGCGAAGUUAAGAGGGGGAAAUGUCAUCGCAAAGGCUCGGCAGAAAAGUGAGGUGGGGCGCCCCGGGUUGAAGGUCACCCGACCAGAGGAUGUCAUGCACCUGGCAGUGGUGGCAUGUGGGAACCGUCUAGAUGAAACGCUUACCAUGGUCAAGUCGGCGCUGCUCUUCAGUAUUAAGAAGAUCAAAUUUCACAUAUUUGCAGAAGAGGAUCUGGCUGAACAGUUUCAAAAAGGGUUCAGCCAGUGGCCUCGGACGGCAUCCUCAAAGUUUCAGUACAGCAUCUAUCCAAUCACGUUCUCUGUUGGGAAUGCCGAAGAAUGGAAGAAACUCUUUAAGCCAUGUGCCGCCCAGCGGCUAUUUCUUCCUGUUAUUUUAAAGGACGUAGACUCGCUGUUGUACGUGGACACGGAUGUCCUCUUCCUUCGUCCUAUGGAUGACAUCUGGAAGUUUCUGAAGGAUUUCAACAGCACUCAACUGGCUGCCAUGGCCCCUGAACAUGAGAUCCCCAAGAUCGGCUGGUAUAGUCGCUUUGCAAGACACCCCUUCUAUGGAGUGACCGGGGUCAAUUCGGGGGUCAUGCUAAUGAACCUUACAAGGAUUCGUAGCACUUUGUUCAGGAACAGCAUGAUCGCCAGCGGUCUGUCAUGGGAAAAUCUGCUUCACCCUCUCUAUCAGAAAUACAAGAACCACAUCACAUGGGGAGAUCAAGACCUCCUCAACAUCAUCUUCCAUUACAAUCCAGAGUGUCUUUACAUAUUUCCAUGCCAGUGGAACUACAGACCGGACCACUGCAUGUAUGGAAGCAACUGCAAAUCUGCAGAAGAAGAGGGUGUGUCCGUUCUUCACGGUAACCGUGGAGUUUAUCAUGAUGACAAGCAGCCUGCAUUCAGGGCGGUGUAUGAUGCUAUAAAUGAAUAUCCUUUCGACGAGAACCUGUUCCAGUCUUUGUUUUUUCCUCUUCAAACCAAGUUCUUAGAUACAGUUAAUACCCUUUGUGGAAGAAUCCCACAGGUGUUCCUCAAACAGAUAGAGAAGACCAUGAGGGCCGCUUACGAGAAAAAGGUCGUCCGCCACGUUCUACCGCCGCAUGAGUAAUAAAUCUUGAAGGCUCUUUCAGUAUCAGAAGGAAAAAUCUCUACUUGCUGCUUGGAUCCGAGUGGAUAUUUAAUGCAAAAUGUGCAAGCUGCAUGAUGUCCACCAGCCUCGGUCUGAGGGUCACGAGCCAGAGGAGUUUGGACUGGAUUGCAUUUUAAUCUUUGGAGUACUGAGAUCACAUUUGAUGUUGAGCUUCAGUUUGGCUCUUGAGAACGGGUAUGUUGGGAAUGACUCUGCAGACGGAUGCAGCAAAAAAAUGAAUGCCAACAAGACUAUUAUAUAAAAGUAACCAAGUGCAUUAGUUUGGGUCACCAACCACCUGAAUGUUUCAUAAAAUUAUUUAAAGAUUAUAAAUGAAUAGUAUGAACUUAUUGCGCUCUUAAUAUGGGUUCAGAGCCAUUGUUUGUUUUGUUUUUUAAACUGUCUUGUACCAUUUUUCAACAUCUGAUUUAUUAUGUCCAUAAUUAUUGGUGAACUCAAAGUGGCUACAACACUUUGUGCAUAAUGUUUAAUAUGAAAAUAAGUGUAGCCAUAAAAAUGAAUGUAGCAUGCACAAAACAACCGAAGAACAUGCCAGCAUUUAAGUAAUAGUUUAAUAAGCACACUCUUCGUUUCAAAACUCAAAAGCUGAUUCCAUACAAAUGAAUAAAAUAAAAAUGUUUCUCUAUUUUGGUACUACGAACCUAUUAUAAAGGACAUGAUGAUAAAAUUUUGGUAGAUUGUCCCUUUGUCUUGAAUUUUACGAUGUCAUUUUAUUUUUGUGAGAGCACUCUGAAACUGGCCAGGUUGUGUUUGCUCAUGUUUAAUGUACAGGUCUUUAACACAGAAUGGGAAUUUUGUAAUGAAAAUUGAGUUCUGCCAAAGUGUGACAAAACUAAUGCCACUAUUUAAAGUAAGCAAGCUUCCACACUCCUGUGUAGAUCUCCCCAUGUGUCUGUUCAUCAUGACAGUAUUAUAAAAGGGCAAACAACACUUUUGUAAAUAUGUUGUUUACAGUUAAGUGCACUUUUGUUUUUAUAAACAUUGUAUUGAUGGGGAGAACAUGAAAUAAUGAAAGAUAAGUAAAAAAUAGGUUUAUUUACUUUAGCAAGACCAGUUUGCAUAUAUCAAGAUAUUUUUAAAUCUAUUUCAUGUAAUCUUGGUUUUUAAUUUGUUGACUGUGUUUCUUGUGUGUAUGGGAGUGUGAUGUCAGUGAUUUAAAAGAUGUUUCUGACUGGUUUGUCAGCACCAUGUGCUCAAUCUUUAUAUGUGUGACCGGUUUCCAGGAUCCUGUCACUGGUCUGGGAUCAGUGAUGAGAUUUGUUUUUUAAACUGGAAACUCAAGGAGACUGUAUUAUAUCUUGUGUUAUUUCUGUGUAAGAAAUGCACCAGCGAUUUGCAUUGAAUCAAAUAUGCUUUUCUGUCUUUCUGAAUGUCUUGUAUUAUUGUCCUUUUAUACAAAAGCGUGUAUGUCAGAAAUGUAAUAAAUGAGAAUGCAUUUAAAUUAA
Messenger RNA from Paramisgurnus dabryanus, 2961 nucleotides. RefSeq names its product glucoside xylosyltransferase 2 (gene gxylt2). NCBI's taxonomy places the organism in Eukaryota, Metazoa, Chordata, Actinopteri, Cypriniformes, Cobitidae. Gene Ontology annotation, biological process: protein O-linked glycosylation via N-acetylgalactosamine. The record is from RefSeq and is a predicted model, not a curated record. Gene Ontology annotation, molecular function: UDP-xylosyltransferase activity.